Carcharodon carcharias (great white shark) is the source of this 1659-nucleotide messenger RNA. Its product is annotated as adrenocorticotropic hormone receptor-like. NCBI's taxonomy places the organism in Eukaryota, Metazoa, Chordata, Chondrichthyes, Lamniformes, Lamnidae. Gene Ontology annotation, biological process: G protein-coupled receptor signaling pathway. Gene Ontology annotation, molecular function: melanocortin receptor activity. The transcript is spliced from 2 exons. The record is from RefSeq and is a predicted model, not a curated record. Gene Ontology annotation, cellular component: membrane. The coding region runs from base 472 to 1500 and encodes 342 amino acids.
AGAACAUAAGAAAUAGGAACAGGAGUAGACCAUUCGGCCCCUUGAGCCUGUCUUGUGUUUCGAUUUUCCACCUACCCCCAGGAUAAACAUUGGCAGGACACCAGGGAAAAUUCUUCAACGUAGUGCCAUGGGCUCAUUUACAUCCACCCAAGUAAACAGAUGGGGCCAAGAUUAACAUUGCACCAGAAAGAUGGCACCUCUAACAGUGCAGCACUUCUUCAGUACUGCAUUGUCAACCUGGACUUUUGUACACAAGACCUGGAGUGGGCUUUGAACAAGGACCUUGUAAUUCAGAGGCAAGAGUGCUACCAACUGAACCAUAGCUAACACUCACAAACACACAGCUUCCAAUUCCUGGGUCAGUGAACGAUCAUGGCAUGAUGCAAAGCCAUAACAAGAACAGGGCAAUUCCAGUCUGCUUGCUGAAGAUUAAUUCUCCUUGAAUUUUGCUGCGGACACCUAGUGCAACAAAUGGCAGCACUUAACAUCUCACUAGGCACGGAUGCCACCAUCUCCCCAAGCACGGAUGCCGCUAUCUCUCCUUGGUUGCUGAACGGAACAGUGCCUGAAAUAAAUGGCAGCAGCCAUGUGAACAAGAGUGCUGUGAAAGAGUGUACCCAAAUUCCAAUUCCCACUGAGGUGUACCUCAUCCUCGCAGGAGUUAGCUUGCUUGAAAACCUGCUGGUGAUCAUUGCGGUGAUCAAAAACAGGAAUCUACAUUCCCCGAUGUACUUCUUCAUCUGCAGCCUGGCUGUUUCGGAUAUUCUACUAAGUUUGACCAAAGCCUGGGAAGCAAUUACAAUAUCUAUAACAUCUGGCAAGGAACAUCUGUUCGCUAAUUCUUUGUUAAAUAGAUUGGAUGAUGUGUAUGACUCGAUAUUGUGCAUUUCUUUCACAGCCUCCAUUUUCAAUUUGGCAGCAAUCACGACUGACAGAUAUAUCACUAUUUUCCAUGCUCUCCGGUACCACAACAUCAUGACAGGAAAGCGAGUAACAAUUAUCAUUACAGCAAUAUGGGUCUUUUGUACUUUUACCGGUAUCAUUAUGAUCUCUUUCGCCAAGUACAAUGCCAUUGUUAGCUUCUUUUUCAUACUGUUUUUCAUAACGUUGGUUCUCAUUGUGUCCCUCUACAUAUUUAUGUUCCUAUUGGCUCAAAUGCAUGCAAAGCGGAUUAGAACCCUUCCAGGUCACAUAGUUCAUCGACGAGCCAAUUUUAAAGGAGCCCUCACAUUAACUAUCCUCCUUGGAAUCUUCAUUGCAUGUUGGGCCCCAUUUUCCCUACACCUCACUCUCUAUUUAUUCUGCCCUUCAAACCCAUACUGUGCCUGUUUUAUAUCCCUCUUUCAGGUUGAUCUAAUUUUCAUCAUGUGCCACUCAAUGAUUGACCCUCUUAUUUAUGCAUUCCGAAGUCCUGAAUUAUGCAACACUUUUAAGAAAAUGUUGUGUUGCAUUAAAAGGCAGAGCUACUUGCAUAGACCAGCCACUUGUUCUAAUGACUGAGUGACACAGACCAGAAAGUCCCACUUUUGGUCUCCAACCUGUGCUGAGUUCUCUGAUUUCAGGCUGAACGGGUGUUAAGGAUGAUAUAAGUGGCAGCACUCUCGCCACUCUUAAAAACCUGAGGACAAAAUCUAGGCUGUCACUCCAGUGCAAUAAUAG